CAAAGUAGAGAAGCAAACUGCAGCCGAACAGAGGAAAACUUUUCCCGGUAAACGACGAAGUCGUUCCAAAAUGUCUUUAACGAAAUUGCAAAAAUUUUUCAAAAAAAAGUCUGUAAAGUAUUCCAUCCCUUUUCUUGUUCUUGUGGUCGGGGGGUCGUUCGGUCUUAAACAAUUCACAGAGAAUAGAUAUAGAUUUCGUAGGAAUCAGAUCCUAAGUAAAGAAGAAGCUGAAAAAUUUGGUAUUAAAAAAAAGGAUAAAAGUGAAGUCACCUUAGAAUCAGAAUUUGAAAAAGUGAAAGAGAUAAACAUCAAUAAUUGGGAGAAUAAAAGAGGACCAAGACCAUGGGAAGAAGUUACUCAGUAGACUGGUAGAAGUUAGUAGAAAUGAUGCCACAUGUGAUGCAUUCUGUCGAGGAACUAAGUGUUGUUAGAGACUUGACAAAUUGGAGUAAUUAUAAUGUUCAGUUUAUUGGCAAA
Messenger RNA from Daphnia carinata, 477 nucleotides. RefSeq names its product cytochrome c oxidase assembly protein COX16 homolog, mitochondrial-like (gene l(3)neo43). The record is from RefSeq and is a predicted model, not a curated record. Lineage: Eukaryota; Metazoa; Arthropoda; Branchiopoda; Diplostraca; Daphniidae. The transcript has 3 exons. Gene Ontology annotation, cellular component: mitochondrial inner membrane. Bases 71 to 364 code for a protein of 97 amino acids. Gene Ontology annotation, biological process: mitochondrial respiratory chain complex IV assembly.